Molecule: messenger RNA, 1599 nt
Organism: Corticium candelabrum
Lineage: Eukaryota; Metazoa; Porifera; Homoscleromorpha; Homosclerophorida; Plakinidae
Product: RNA polymerase-associated protein LEO1-like
Exons: 7
Coding region: 392-1348 (318 amino acids)
Source: RefSeq, a predicted model, not a curated record
CCAACCUUCUCUUAUGUUUUAGACAAAGGGAUGGUGGACUUACCGUUUUUGUUAUGGUAAAGACAUUACACAAUUUCAUGUGGAAGGUCAUGGUGUGGCGGGAGAUAUUGUUUAUUUAGGACAUUACAGUUCAGAAGAAGAAUGGACAGAAGAGAAAGAAAAGGAAACAAAGAAGAAAAAGUUUGCACCACGUUUUCAUAGCCAGGUCUAUCUAAAUGGAACUAAAUGUGACAUUACAGGAAAACCAAGAAGAGCCCAAGUGAAGUUUUUAUGUGAGAAUGGUGUUGGUGAUUAUGUUGCUCGUAUUGAUGAACCAGUGACUUGUCAGUACAUUGUAUAUGUGCACACAACUCGCAUUUGUCAUCAUCCGUUCUUUCGUCGAGGUCAGCCAAUGAAAGCUAGUCCAAUUAAGUGUUAUCCACUGCUAGAGGACAAUGAAUAUGCAAGAUACAUGAAAGUUUUAGAAGAAGAGGAGCAAGUCAAAAGGAUGGAAAUGGAACAUCAAGAAUCUGAAGUCUUGAACAAGCAGACCAGUCUUCCUUUUGACUCUGGAUUUUCUGAUUAUGAUAUGGACUCAGAGCCAUUUUAUGAACCAGGAGAUGAAGAUGCAGCAGCACGUAAACACGAGGCAGACUAUGAUCGAAGGCACAAGUAUUCAAGUACACCUCUUACUGAAACCAUGAAAACUAAUUGGUUGAAGAAAAUCUUGAGUUUAAAAAAUGGUGAAGAAGAUACGAGUGAACAUGAAAGUAUUAGCAAUAAUGAUGAUGGUGAUAGUGGUGGUGGUGAUGGUGAUGAGGAUGAUGAUGAUGAUGAGGAUGGUGGUGAUGGCUCUCUAAAGAUGAACAAGGUGGUGAAGAAAGUGAUGAAUCUGUUGUCAGAGUUGAAAGAUAAUGAUAAGAAAGAAAUAGCUGAUGAAGAAAAGAUGGAAAAUAGGCAAGGAGACAAGGGAAAAAAGAAAACGAAUAGUGGUUACGACAGCAACAAAGUGCCUGGUGAUAGCAAUAAUUGGAAGGUUCGUGUGAGGAAGAUGGCACAAGAAGAGACAGAUCAUGAAAUGGUUGAGGACGAAGAAGAGGAGAAGCAUCUUGAAAUUACUGAAGCAUUGAACAAGAUGAAGAAGAAGCUAGAGAAUAUGAUUAUGCAGAAGUUAAAAGAGGCUGGUGUUAGAACAGAAGGAGAGGUGAAGGUGAAGUUUGUCACAGCAACUGAUGCAUAUUCUCUUUCUGGUGAUGAUGGCCUACACCAUCUCAGUGAUGAGGAAACAGAGGAGUUACAGGAGUUGUUUAUUGAAAAGUUUAUAGGGCAACAACGCAGGUGCAAAGAGGGAACAAGAACGACACAGUAACCUUGAAUCAAACUAUGGGAGGGUUUGGAGUCAUGUACAAGAUACCAAUGACAAAGAAAUGCAGACUGAGCGUUCAGAAACUGAACAAAGAGAUGAAUGAAAGGCCAUUGUACAGCAUGUGUUAGAAGACAAUUGGUUUCAAUCCCGAUUGCUAUUAGUCUUUAGCAGAAAUAAGGUAAUAGUGUACAGUGAGAACUUUUGGUACAAAUAAUGAUUUUGUAUUAUUACUACAUAUGAAGAGGGAGACAAGA